CAGCCCCGCCACGGAUAAAGGGGUCCUCAGAGUAGUUCAUGCUAACAAAGCAGGCUCCAAAAUGUCGGGAGAGGUGUAUCUCCUGUGGCUCCUCUCGCUUUUACAAACGCUGUCGGCGUAUGGUGCCGAUCUGUCGUCUGAGGCAUGCAGAGAGCUGGGCUUCUCCAGCAACCUGCUGUGCAGCUCCUGUGACCUGCUCGGGGAGUUCAGCCUCACCAAGCUGCAGCCCGACUGCCGGCAGUGCUGCCAGCAGGAGGCCCAGAUGGAAGCGCGCAAGCUCUAUCCUGGGGCCAUCCUCGAGGUGUGUGGAUGAAAACUGGGGAGGUUCCCCCAAGUCCAAGCUUUUGUCAGGAGUGACAAGCCGAAGAUGUUUAAGGGCCUUCAGAUCAAGUACGUGAGAGGCUCUGAUCCGGUACUUAAGCUUUUGGACGAUAACGGGAACAUCGCUGAAGAACUCAGCAUCCUCAAGUGGAACACAGACAGCGUGGAGGAGUUCCUCAGUGAGAAAUUAGACCGGAUAUAAACAUGUGUAUGUUUAUGUUUUUGUUUUUGUUUUUAGUCUUUAGUUAAAGGGUCUUUUCUCCCAAAUUACAAUACCUCUAGUUGUAUGUAGCCAUGCAGAUAUUUUCGGUUUUAUGUGCCUGAGAUAUCUGUGUCCGCCUUCAGGUAAAUGGAGUUUUGUUUGUGGUCCUCUCAGCUCUGAAAGAUUACAUUUAAAACAACUUGUCUAUCUAGAACCUGUGUUACUGUAGAUAAACCACCUAAUUCACUGUCAAUGGUUUUAUUGGAAAUGCUGAAGAAAUAGUCCCAAUGAAAAUAGAGCCCCACAAACAAAAAUUCUCUUGGCUCCAUUGUAAUAGGUUGUAGCAGAAAUCUCAAGAGAUAUUUCUUUAAAACGAUAACGAAUCAAAACUAUCUGCAUGGAUACGGACAACUACGAGCUACUGAGAAAAUACUUUUUUAUCAUUUCGGUGAACCGAACCCUUAGGUUAAUUACCAAUUUGUACACAGCUCGGCCUUGAAAGAUGGUUGUUAAAUCACUAUAUGACUGUUUUUGUAUGUGAAAAUCCUCAAUUUCUUGUCUGGAUUUUACCAAAUAACUCCUGUGUGGGUGUGAAAGACAUCAUCACAGAGCCCCGAUGGGCAGCACACUCGAAAUAAUGAAUAACAUUACAGAGUAAUCAUGGCUCAAAGUGGGUCCAUUAGGUUUGAAAAACAAUAAUGCACAUCAUGAACUGUUUCGUUGUCUACCUGUGGGUGUUUACGAUCCCCUUCUGUUAGUCUGAUAAUCGUGUCUGAUACUUUUUUUUUUUUUUUUUUUUUUUUUUUUAUAACGCUCAACAUUGUGACUGACAGGUCUUUUGUGUAAGAAUGAAUCCUAGUUGCUCUCCAAAUGCAGAUGUCUUUGCUGAAGCACAUGUUAGUGAAGACCUCACAGUAAACCAGUGUUGGGUUGUGAGGUCUGAUGUAAAUUGGUGUUUUUCGGCAUCUUCUGCUUUGAAGAGAAACUGGAUUUAUUUUGGAUGCUUGUUUUUGAGCAAGUGAGUUGACGGUUUAAAUAUGCAACAAUAAACAAAGCCUCUGAUGGUUUUUCUGUCAUAA
Anoplopoma fimbria (sablefish) is the source of this 1602-nucleotide messenger RNA. It is a transcript of the gene selenof, whose product is annotated as selenoprotein F. The record is from RefSeq and is a predicted model, not a curated record. Gene Ontology annotation, cellular component: endoplasmic reticulum lumen. Gene Ontology annotation, molecular function: oxidoreductase activity. The transcript has 5 exons. Lineage: Eukaryota; Metazoa; Chordata; Actinopteri; Perciformes; Anoplopomatidae.